Messenger RNA from Morchella importuna, 1389 nucleotides. RefSeq lists its product as uncharacterized. The transcript has 5 exons. Gene Ontology annotation, biological process: positive regulation of transcription by RNA polymerase II; intracellular copper ion homeostasis; intracellular iron ion homeostasis. The record is from RefSeq and is a predicted model, not a curated record. Gene Ontology annotation, cellular component: nucleus. Bases 1 to 1389 code for a protein of 462 amino acids. Gene Ontology annotation, molecular function: RNA polymerase II cis-regulatory region sequence-specific DNA binding; copper ion binding; DNA-binding transcription factor activity, RNA polymerase II-specific. NCBI's taxonomy places the organism in Eukaryota, Fungi, Ascomycota, Pezizomycetes, Pezizales, Morchellaceae.
AUGGCCUGCGAGGCCUGCAUUAGAGGCCACAGAGUGAGCGGGUGCAAUCAUUCGGAUCGUAAACUCCUACCGAUCGCGAAGAAGGGACGCCCGGUAUCUCAAUGCAGUCAUUGUCGUCACAUGCGAAAAUCCCGUUCCGCUCACGUCAAGUGUGACUGUGGUGAACGACUGGCGUUUCUUAAAGAACAGGCUAAGAGUGGGAAACCCAUCCCACCGGCCGGAGCAUGCCAUGCUACCAAUGAGGAUGGGGAUGCAAAGAAUGGAGCGUCUUGCAACUGCUGCCAUGGAGGACGUUGUACCUGUUCACUGAAGAAAGAGCCACAUUUGGACCCAGUCCCUGAACUUUCUGCAUCAGAAUCCUGCGCGUCCACUACCCCACCGGAGGUUCGAAAGCCUCGGCUACAGAUGACCCAGUCUGAAAGUUCACUCACCACUUUCGCCAACGGCCACCACCGACCAACUCACAAACACCACGGAAGUAUACAUGGGUCAUCGCCAUACACCAUCCCACCCGUAGGGCACACUGGCCAUGCCUUUGGAGAACACGUCAACGGAUGCACCAAGGUAACGGCCUCUGCUUCAGCGCCCUCGACUGUAGCAUCACAAAAACCUCGACGAAUCAAAUCCGAGCAAUCAUCACCAGACCUCCGAACAUACCCAGCUCUUCAAAUGGCAAAUACCAGCAUCACCCCCCUGGAGCUGACCCCUCAGUUGGCACAGCAAGCAUUAAAGCCUACUUCGUCCCGCAUUCAACCAGGGCUCGUCGUAAAUACAAAUCAUCCACCUUUCACCCUUCAAGAUUUCCCAAGCCAGGAGCUUCUACCGUCAGCAGCAGAAUCCGACAGCUAUCAAUUUUCUGCUGGCUUGUACCCCCCACAAUCAGCGGGGUGGCCUCCAGCAUAUGGCCAAUUCGAUCCUGCAUUUGAAGAUCCACCUUUAGACGCAUCUUACGACACAUCACAGAUAGAUAUGGGAUCGUUUCUUCGUUUUCAAACAGGACUGGCAGCAGGAUCAGUUUCUGGAGAUGAAAUUGACGACUUCAUUGGUCCGCCGAGUCUGACGGGUAUCGUCUUCGAUGAUUUGAACGUUGAGAAACUCUUGGCCCUUGGUCCGACAUCGCGAGUAAACUCUUUUAGCACGGGAUUGGGCUUGGGGGCUGGUGUCGAUGGGGUAUUAGAGUCUGAAGCACAAAACAUGGGGUUAUAUGGGGGCUACAGUGAUAGCUUUUUGAGUUCGAAGGACAUGAUGGUUACAAAAACGGCAGAACUUAGUGUUCUUCCGUCAAAUAUUGCUCCGAUAGAUGAGAGUGAAUUUCUGUGGAUGGCACCGUGGCCGGGCAGCGCACAAACUGGACCCCCUCCACCGGUUGAUCAAUCAUGGACUAGCUAA